Racocetra persica is the source of this 1148-nucleotide messenger RNA. The record is from the annotation of a GenBank genome assembly. Lineage: Eukaryota; Fungi; Glomeromycota; Glomeromycetes; Diversisporales; Gigasporaceae.
AAGAAAGAUUUAAUGGAAAUGAAAAAGGAUUAACUACUAUACAAGAGUCUGAAACUUCAGAGAUGUAUUAUCCAACGGAGAAAUUUUCACCUCGAAUGAAUAACGAUGGUGUUUCAUCGUUUUCAGAGCAGGUACCAGAAAACCUUCAAACCAUUUCGUCAAAUGCUGAAAAGGCUGACGGAUCGAUUAAUUCCCAAACAAUUCAACCAACGGAAGAGAUAAAUGGAACACUUUCUGUGGAACAAACACAAUCCCCAACUUCUUCAGUAAAAAUGGCAUUACCAGGUGCUCGUGAUAGAGCUUUAAAACGUAGUGAAUUCAUGCAGGCAGGGCCACCACUUCCAGCUUCUGUUCAAGAGAGGCGAUUAUUGCUCGCUACUCACUUAGCACGUCUUAAUAAUCAUGAUGUAGAUAUAAGUCUUUUCCGUAAGCUGGCUAGAUUAUCUAAGGAAACACCAUUAUCUAAGAGGGAAACCGCUUCAGAUAUCUGGGAAAAUGGAGAUAGAUUUUCUGAAUUAAUAACAGCAUUAAUAGGAUUCCUGAGCGAUUUUGAUGAGACCACUGAAUUAAGGGAGAAUGCAGUUAUGUUACUUGGUCAAUUGCUUAUUAAUCAGCCAGAUUACGUUAAUGGUUCUGAAAGAAUAGUUUUACGAAGUUUAUUAGAAUGUAGCUCUGAUUCAUCAGCCAACGUUUGUGGUCAAGCAGAAGAGAUUUUGGAGGCUUUUAUACAAGGAGUUGAUUGCAAAGUUGGCUUAUAUGCACUGAUCGAUAUAAUGGAGUCAACCUUAUUUGGUAGUUCUCUGGGCGUAAGUUCUCCUAGUGGUGAUAAUGUGUCUUCCAGUUCGCGGGUGUCUAUGAAAAAGUACGCCUUUGCGGCAUUAUCUUUACUAGUUAAAAGGUUUGAUAAAAAGUCUCUAGAAAGACAAACUGGCAGAAUUAUCCCAUUAGCAAUCAAGGGAUUUAAUGAUCAGAAAUCAGAGGUCCGUAAGGCUGUUGUUGAUACACUUGUUGCAGUAUAUUCGGUUGUCGGAGAUGACAAUACUUUAUUCCAAUACCUCGGGAGCCUAAAUCCUUCACAAAAAAGCCUUCUUGGUUAUUAUUUUGAUAAAAGUAAGAAGCAGCGGGAUAUAAUAGGAGGAAUUGUAUAG